Messenger RNA from Daktulosphaira vitifoliae (grape phylloxera), 1742 nucleotides. It is a transcript of the gene noi, whose product is annotated as splicing factor 3A subunit 3. Gene Ontology annotation, biological process: mRNA splicing, via spliceosome. NCBI's taxonomy places the organism in Eukaryota, Metazoa, Arthropoda, Insecta, Hemiptera, Phylloxeridae. The coding region runs from base 103 to 1605 and encodes 500 amino acids. The record is from RefSeq and is a predicted model, not a curated record. Gene Ontology annotation, cellular component: spliceosomal complex; nucleus. The transcript is spliced from 2 exons. Gene Ontology annotation, molecular function: RNA binding; zinc ion binding.
UAUUGCGAUCACAUUUAUGUAUAUCUGAUUUAAUUAGUUGCUUUUAAACUCCACGCCGAUCAUAUCAUAACGCUAUUUUUCAACUAUUGAAUUUAUCAUAAAAUGGAAACAUUACUUGAACAGCAACGCCGUUCUCAUGAAGAACGAGAACGUUUAGUUGAUGCAAUGGUUAGAGAAAUGUUGUUCAAAAAACCAACUACUAGAGAUGUUAUAAACUCGGAACAUCGCCUUAAACUUCUACUUGAUCAAUAUACGGAGGAUACAAGUAAACUUCGAGAAUUUUAUGAAGAUAAAGAUGGCUUACGUAAAGAAGAAAUAUCGUCCAUCUCAGGACCAAAUGAAUUUGCAGAAUUUUACUUUCGAUUAAAGAGUAUAAAAGAUUUUCAUAAAAAGCAUCCUAAUGAAAUAUCUGUACCAUUGUCAGUUGAGUUUGAAGAAUUAAAUAAUCUACGAGAAAACCCAUCAGAAGAAAUGGCUAAUAUGGUUGAUUUUACUGAUGAGGAGGGUUAUGGUCGCUAUCUUGAUUUACAUGAGUGUUAUGAAAAAUAUGUUAAUUUAAAGGGUGUUGAAAAAGUAGACUAUAUCACAUAUCUCUCUAUAUUUGAUCAUUUAUUUGAUAUACCUAAAGAUCGUAAAAAUUCUGAGUAUAGAAAAUAUGUUGAAAUAUUGUUAGAAUACUUGCAUGGUUAUUUUUUACGAGUUAAACCUUUGCACAAUAUUGAUAUAGAAAUGGAAAAUGUACGUAAAGGUUUUUCAACACAAUGGGAAGAGGGGACUUUUCCAGGUUGGCCUAAAGAUACUAGUAGUGCUUUAGCUAAUGUUGGGGCACAUUUAGAUUUGUAUGCUUUUUCUUCAUGGGAAGAAUUAGCAUCACUUGGUCUUGAUCGUUUAAAAUCAGCAUUAAUGGCAUUAGGACUAAAAUGUGGAGGAACAUUAGAAGAAAGAGCUCAAAGAUUAUUUUCAACUAAGGGAAAAUCUUCAAUAGAUCCCUCUUUGUUAGCCAAAGGCAAACCUGGAAAAAUGAACCGUAAUAAAGAACAAGAAAGACAAAAAGAGCUAGCAUUACAAGAAGCUCAUAUAUAUAAAUUUUGUGAACUAUUAUCUGAACAAAGAUUAGCAACAAAAGAAAAUGUACAAAGAAGACAAGCCCGCACUGAAGGUGAACGUGAUGAUUCUGAAAAUGAGGCUAGUGCAUCAGAAUCUGAAGAUGAGCAAGGAGAUGAUAUCCCAUACAAUCCAAAAAAUUUACCUCUUGGUUGGGACGGGAAACCUAUUCCUUAUUGGUUAUAUAAAUUACAUGGACUUAAUAUCAGCUACAACUGUGAAAUUUGUGGCAAUUUUACAUAUAAGGGGCCAAAAGCAUUCCAAAGACAUUUUGCAGAAUGGAGACAUGCUCAUGGCAUGAGAUGUCUAGGUAUACCUAAUACAGCUCACUUUGCUAAUGUUACACAAAUUGAAGAUGCAUUAGCUCUAUGGGAAAAACUUAAAACUAUGAAACAUGAUGAACGAUGGCAACCUGAAAAUGAAGAAGAAUUUGAAGAUUCUCAAGGAAAUGUAGUCACUAAAAAAACCUAUGAAGAUCUUAAAAGACAAGGGCUACUAUAAACUAACAAUAUGUGUAUAUACAUUUCUUAAAACAUUGAUUACUGUAAUAUUUAUGUUUUUUUUUAAAAAAAGGUUUAAUUUUAAUUAUUAUGAUGUGAAAAUAAAUAAAACAAUUAUUAAAUUUUAUUUUACUAUUA